Orcinus orca (killer whale) is the source of this 6809-nucleotide messenger RNA. It is a transcript of the gene ZBTB44, whose product is annotated as zinc finger and BTB domain containing 44. Gene Ontology annotation, molecular function: protein binding. The transcript is spliced from 7 exons. Lineage: Eukaryota; Metazoa; Chordata; Mammalia; Artiodactyla; Delphinidae. The record is from RefSeq and is a predicted model, not a curated record. The coding region runs from base 190 to 1614 and encodes 474 amino acids.
CCCUCGCCGCUUCAGCCUGGCGGGGAGGAGGAGGAGGAGGAGCAGCAGGCCUCCGGGCCCUGGCACCGCCGCCCGCAGAUAAGCGGCUAAUACCAAAAGCAGACUUCACAAUUUGAUAGAUACCAGUUGUUUGGGACAUUCUGAUUCAUUUGCAUCCUUGAAGAGCAUCGGUAGAAGAGGAAGGAAAAGAUGGGUGUGAAAACAUUUACUCAUAGCUCCUCUUCCCACAGCCAGGAAAUGCUUGGAAAGCUAAAUAUGCUUCGAAAUGAUGGACAUUUUUGUGAUAUCACUAUUCGUGUCCAGGACAAAAUCUUCCGGGCACAUAAGGUGGUACUAGCAGCUUGCAGUGAUUUCUUUCGCACCAAACUUGUAGGCCAAGCAGAGGAUGAGAACAAGAAUGUGUUGGAUUUGCAUCAUGUCACAGUGACUGGCUUUAUACCCCUUUUAGAAUAUGCUUACACAGCCACUCUGUCAAUUAACACAGAAAAUAUCAUUGAUGUUCUAGCUGCAGCCAGCUAUAUGCAAAUGUUCAGUGUUGCUAGCACCUGCUCAGAGUUCAUGAAAUCAAGCAUUUUAUGGAAUACACCCAACAGCCAACCAGAAAAGGGUCUAGAUGCUGGACAAGAAAAUAACUCUAACUGCAAUUUUACGUCUCGAGAUGGAAGCAUUUCUCCAGUGUCUUCAGAGUGCAGUGUGGUAGAAAGAACCAUUCCUGUUUGCCGAGAGUCGAGGAGAAAGCGCAAAAGCUACAUUGUUAUGUCUCCUGAAAGUCCUGUGAAGUGUAGCACACAAACAAGUUCUCCACAGGUAUUGAAUUCUUCAGCUUCCUACUCAGAAAAUAGAAAUCAACCAGUUGACUCUUCUCUAGCUUUUCCCUGGACUUUUCCUUUUGGAAUUGAUCGAAGGAUUCAGCCUGAUAAGCUUAAGCAAGCAGAAAAUACCCGGACUUUAGAAUUACCUGGCCCAUCUGAGACAGGUAGAAGAAUGGCUGAUUAUGUGACUUGUGAGAGCACAAAAACUACCUUACCUCUGGGUACCGAGGAAGAUGUCCGGGUCAAAGUAGAAAGGUUAAGUGAUGAGGAGGUCCAUGAGGAAGUAUCCCAGCCUGUCAGUGCAUCUCAGAGUUCACUGAGUGAUCAGCAGACAGUGCCAGGAAGUGAACAAGUCCAAGAGGACCUUCUGAUUAGUCCACAGUCUUCCUCUAUAGGUUCAGUAGAUGAAGGCGUCACUGAAGGGUUACCUACACUUCAGAGCACUUCUAGCACCAGUGCUCACGCAGAUGAUGAUGAUCGAUUGGAAAAUGUUCAGUAUCCCUACCAACUCUACAUUGCUCCUUCCACCAGCAGCACAGAACGGCCAAGUCCAAAUGGUCCAGAUAGACCUUUUCAGUGUCCAACAUGUGGGGUGCGAUUCACCCGUAUUCAGAACCUGAAACAGCACAUGCUCAUCCACUCAGGAAUUAAACCAUUUCAGUGUGACCGCUGUGGGAAAAAGUUCACCAGGGCUUACUCGCUAAAGAUGCAUCGCCUAAAGCAUGAAGACUGUGAUACUAAUAGCGGUACUGCUGUGUCUCAACUGGAAAGGUCAGGAAUUUUUAUUUUUAAUGUAAUAUAGAUCCUUUGGAAACUGUUAUGCCUACCAGUAGAUAAAUCUCAAAAGUUAAUUUUAAAAUCUUAAUGGAGAAAACAAAGAAUCGGUAAAAUUAUGACCAGGAGUCAUUGUUGCCCUCAGUUCUAAGAGUUAUUUUUUUAAAAAAGAAGAAGAAGGAAGGAAGAAAAGGAGGAAAGAAAUAGGGUUAAUGAGAAGAAAUAUAUCAGAACCAUUUGGAGAUUUGUGGGUUGAAAGUGUUUUAGCACACCCCCGUCCUGAGAAUUUUGUAUUAAGAGAGUCCUACACAGUUUUGGCAGCUCUGAGGUGUUCUGUGUUCUCAGAAUGUAGGAUUGACCACCAUCACUGGCUAUUUUUUCCCAAAUGGAAACUUUAGAUUUUCAUUGGUAUUUACAAAUUAUACAGAUUUCCAAGUUUCAUGAAACGUUUGAAUCUACUGUGAAAAUGCCGAUUGUUGGUUGUCUGCUCCCCAAAUCUUAUCAAUACAGGUAACUAACUAGUACUUAACAUGUGAUAUAAACAGAGUCCUUUUUUUCUAUUUCAGUGAGGCUCUACAUUUUUCUUGAUACACAGUUUAAGGAUACUUAGCUUAUGGAUCUGUUUUAGGAAACUAAGCUAUGAGGGAUAAUUGUAUAUAGUGCUAUUUAGAUUUAUUUAAAAUUCCUCUAAGAGAAGGAUGCCUGGAUAUAUAAUUUUUACCAGAAUAUAUGGAAAACACUGUAGAGAUGAAAGCCAGUUAUAUUAUCUCAUCCAUUAGAAAUUACCAGUAUAACUAAACAUAAAAAAAAUUCCAGUUUAGAAUACUUUAGCAUAGCUAUCUUUCUGAAAGGCCCAAGGAGGGGUAACUUUGUUAAAGGGCUUAAAUUUUAGGAUGCAAGAUAAAUUGCCUUUUUAAACCAAGUAUUUUAUAUAAGAAAGGCAUUUAUUUUUCAUUUUAAAGCUACCAAAUAGGUAUGAUAUACAUACUUUAGAAAUGAGCAAAGAUGUUUGCUGUGAUACUGGAUAUUACAGCUCCUGCAGUCAUUCUUUCCAUUUUUAAGGGUGUAUUCUAACAGUGGAAGCAUCUAGCAUGUCAGUGAUUGUACUAAUUCAGAAACGAAAGCAUUAAUACUUGUUUUCAUUUUUUUGAAUUUUAAGUUCGAGAAAGGGAUGCAGAUGGAGGUUAUCACCCACAAAUGUAUUUAAAUGGAUAUUUCUUACUUUGAAUUUAAAGUAACCUUCUUCAUUUUCAUUUUAAAUAAUUAGUUAUAUAUUUAGUUACAUUGCCAGUUUUUAAAGUUCUCACUUUCAGUGAGGCAAAAGUGUACUAAAAUGUUUAAAUAGCUUCAUUCAUUCUUACAUUUUAACAUUUCAGCAACCAUUCUGGCUUACAGAACUUACAUUCUGGUUCCAUGUUAUGACACAUGCCCUUCGGUUUUCAAAACAAAAAAACUUCCAUUUUGUUAAAAUAUGUUACCAAGUGGAAUGAACCAGCCAGCACAUCUAAUAUACUUAUCGUUGGUAACUCUGUUACCUUCUAACUACUGAGCCAGUCUCUCCAGAUGUGUAAAUGGUUCCCUGGGAGCCUUUGGAAGUUGUAUUAAGUCUUUUCGGUCUUUUAUUUUAUCUCUUAUUAUUUUUUAUUCUCAUACUUAAUCUAAAUGGAGACGAGUUAACUAGCUUAGUGGCUUUUAUUCUGAAGAUUCUCAGAUCAUGGUUCAGUUUCUUUUAGCUUUGUAGCCCCUGAGAAAUACAUUACUUUAUAAGGUAAUGGCAGUUUGUACUAGUGUACCACAUGGAGAGAAUUAUUACUUGAUGAAUGAACAAUCCUAAAAUUAUAAUAUUGUACCCGAAAGGGCUUUGAGAUUUAAGGAAUUGAUGAAGAGAAUUAAAACUUUUGUGUGUCACUUACUCUAUUUUCACCUGUAUUGAAAAUGUGAAGCUCUGGAGUUUACAACUAAGUGAGGGAGAAUAGUUUUCUAGUUAUUAAUAUUAAUUGGGAGGGAAAAAACUAGUAAAGUUCACAUCUGGAAGCGACCCAAAGUUGCUAAAAGGUAGUAAAUGUGGUUUUCAGUGUAAGUUAUUGACAUAAGAUGAUUUAUUUAUAAUAUAUUUAGAUUUUGAAAGUUACUGAGAGAACCAUGUAUACAAACAAGAUUUUCUUUUCUAAAUCAGUGGUACAGAAUGGGGGGUGCUCAAUUACAUUAACCAUGUCUAUGAGGAAUAUUUAUAGCUAAGCAUACUCCUCCCAGGCUUUAGGCUCAAAUCAUCAAAAUUUAAGUUAUUCCGUAUUUUGCCUAUACCCUUUUUUAUCUUUCAGUGUCAUUUUUGCUUGACAACAUGUUGGUGACCAUAGGGUAUUUUUAUUUGGAAGGUCCUCAGCAAGACUAAUUUGCCAAAAGCAAUAAUGGUUCACAUUAACAAUGAAGUAGAGUUGAACCAAUUUCCAGGUUCAACUAAGGAGCAGACAGUCUAUGGGUAUUUCAUUUUUAGAUUAUAAAUAUGUUGAGAUUUAUUAAUGGGGAGUUAAGCCUAUGUCAGAUUAUGGGAUGAAGACUCUUAGUGACAUCAUAGUUGUACUUUUUUUUUUAACUUCAUACUUGACACAGUUAGAUAUUUCUACUACAUCAUAGUGAUUAUAUUUUUAUGAUUAAAAAAAAGUAAUAGUUCCAUAUCUUUACAAAUAGUCUCUGCAGAGAUGUCAGGAGAUGAUGUUACUGGCAUCUCAAUUUGGCAGUAUCCAAAAAUUGAGACUGCCUUCAAGUGUAUAUGCUACUUCGGUUAUAUAGCUCCCUCUGCAUAGGGGCCAGGCCAGUUCCAACUAAUACCAAGGUUCUUAUGUACAUAAUAGUUUUCGAAGAAUUUAAGGGUUCAGACCAUUGGUUGAAAACAAAAAACUUUAAAAAAAUUUUUUAAAGACUUAAAAUUUUUAAAUUUCCGUUAGAAGUGCCUGGUUUAUAAAAUCUGAUUCUUUGAUGAUUGCCUUUCUCUUUUAAACUGACUGAUUUUGCUGAGUAAACUUAAAGCCCUAGGCUCAAUUGUAAUGAUUUAUUGGUAAAAUUGCUGCUUGAUGGUUUGAGGUUAUACAGUGUUGUAACUUUUAUUAAAUUGUCCCUGUUUUCCCAAAUACCAGUCUAACCAUAUCCAGAUUUCAUUACUCAAUUAAACAGGUUUAAAAAUCACCCUGUAAACGAAUAUUCAGGUUACCAAAGUACAUCAUCUGCUGAGGAAGGAUCAAUCUUCCCUACAUUAAGAGGAGCCGUCAUCUCCUCUAAACACAUGCUGUUUCCUUGGUAUUAGUGGAGGCUGUGUUCAUUUAAAGAUGGGAAGCCUUUCUUGCAGCUCCUAGAAACACCUGCUUUUUCUAGAAAGAACCUUUUCUAUGAUUAGGUUAUAAUUGUGUUUUCUCUAAGAGCUUUCUUUUAUUUCAGUUAUCAGUUUUCAAGUUGACAAAUGCUAUGUAAAGUCUCUCAUACUGAGAGUGGUCCAUUAAAUUACUGAAAGUUACACUGCUGUUCAUCUUUCAGGUGCCUGAAAUGAAUGCCAUCAGGUGAUCAGGAGUGAGAUCAUAAACUUUAUUCAUUUUCUUCCUUGUACAAAGUGAUGGCUUCUAAUGCUUAUAUUCCAAGAUAUUUUUUAAAAAUACAACAGUCUCUUGUAGAGUAAAAUUUGAUUUCAAUCCAGGUCCCAAUAAUAUAAUUGAUUUUUCUGUUGUUGCUGGUGCCUCCUGUUGCAUCAGAUAGAGAUUGCCUGCCUCCUUGUAGGGCACCCUUGUGGCACCUUAUGUCCAAUUGGAAGAUAGUAUAUGGCUUCUCUGUGCCUCUGCUAUCUUUUCAAAAGCCAUUUUAUAAAAAUCCUAGGUAGCCUAUUUUAAUAUUUAAAUAUAUAUAUUUGUGAGAGAUACUUUUAGAACAGACUUUUUUUUUUACUUUAAAUUUCCUGUAUUCCCAUUUUUAAGAGUAAAUGUAAACUUUCCAGGAUUUGAACUUGUCUUUUUCCACAGCAGCAUAAUGAAAAGCCGAUUUGAGACAAUAGACCAUAAUUCAGUGAUAGAAGAAAUUAAUGUCUGAUUAAAGGAAACAGACGUGAAGGGAAAAAAAUUGUUUUGAUGUAACAGAAAUCAGUUUUUAAAUAAAAUUGUUUUAGUUUCUGUAAUUUUGUAUUUGCUGCUAUAGUAGCUCAAUAUUUUACAGAGCUAACAUAUAAAUCUGGCUCCAUUCAAAAACUGGAGUACUUUCUAGUACAACCAGCCUAGGAGGAAGGUGUGUAUGUACCACAGUCUUCCAGAUGGGUGACUGGUGGUCCUGUUUAGCUAAUGAAUGCAUGCUUUAAAAUUCACCUAUAGCCCAACAUCAAGGAAGUUUGGGAGAAACUUUUAUCUUGCUAGUUACAGCAUUAUGAUUCUUCUUGGGCAGUGGCAUUUGGUGAAACCCUUGGGGGAGGGAAGGUGAUGCUGGGGAAGAAAUGUGAAUUAAAUUAUGUGGAAGGGUGUUGUCACGUCUUCUACCCUCCUAGAACCAGUACAACUUUCUUACCUGUGACAGGCCCAAGUUCACCAGCUUUGUAUCCAGUUAUCAUCUCCUUCAAGUUUGGCUUUACUUGGUUACAGUGGCCAUAGCUAAGUUAUUUGGCAUGUUUGACUUUCAACAGUAACAAAAAUGGUUUUGGAUUUGUUUUGUUUCCUAAAAAUGUAUACAGUGUCAGAACUUCACAUUUUAUAUACUAGUAUCUGGCUAUGAGUACUUUACAGGAACCAUAGUUCUUGGUGACUACAUACAUAUAUAUAUUUUUGUGACUUUUUUGUAUACUAAGUGCCGUUUCAAUGUUACAAUCAUUUUUAGAGUUGUUGUAAUCACUGUGAAUAUCAUGUUUUUUCAAAUAUGUUCUGAGCCUAUAGUGUUUGCUUUGUGAAUAUAUGUGUAUCGUAUAUAUUCUGUAUAGUUACAUUGUACUGAAAUAUUAGCUUGUUUGAUAUAAGGAAAGUAUGUAUUGAGUACUUUUUGCUAGCCUGGUUGUUUAAUCUUUUUUUAAAAGGUUUAAACUUUUUUAAAAACAAAAACUUUAAACCAGCCUUUAUUACAUGGUCACAAAUAAAGUUGCAGUUAGACGGGAUGGGCAGGGAAAAAAAUAGUUUUGAGUGUCUUUGAAUAGAAACAUAAGACUAAGGUUUGUUUGGUUCCCCCCCCACCCCGACCCUUCAUUAAAAUAUCUUAUUAAUGCUU